Panicum virgatum (switchgrass) is the source of this 890-nucleotide messenger RNA. Its product is annotated as cyclin-dependent protein kinase inhibitor SMR1-like. Bases 312 to 689 code for a protein of 125 amino acids. NCBI's taxonomy places the organism in Eukaryota, Viridiplantae, Streptophyta, Magnoliopsida, Poales, Poaceae. The transcript has a single exon. The record is from RefSeq and is a predicted model, not a curated record.
UCUCUCUCUACCAUCAAGCGCCUUUCGCCUCGCAGGGAGCAGGCUGCCCUCGCGAAAUAUAAUUCCUCUCCCCCUUUAGUCCUUUACUGCCGCUUCUCACUCCUCGAUCGCCGCCAUCAUCACCGCCAUCCUUCCUCCUCUCCACGCCUGCUCCCUCUCUCUUCGCUUCUCGUCUACUUAAGUGCCACUUGCGCAACCCUUCCGUGCUUCCUUUCUUGCUUGCCAUCCUCUCCACGCGCGCCACCACCACACUGCCAUUGCCGUCUAUCUCGAUCAUUCAACAUUUUUUUUUUGCCUCGGCCAAUUAAUUGAUGGGCCUCGAGCUGGAGCUGCUGUCCAGCAAGCUCCCGCCGAUACGGACGGCGAGUCUGGGCGGCGGCGGCGGCGACAUUGCCGUGAUCGAUGGGUGCUCCACGCCGACGCUGGCGGAUAGCGUUCUGCCGGCGCCGUUGGUGUGCCCACCGGCGCCGAAGAAGCCGAGGCCGCCGGCCGCCAAGAUAAGGAAGCUGCAGCGCCGUGGUCACCGCUACGGACCGGCAGCACUGCGACCCGAGCCUGUCCGGUGGAUUAUUGCCGUGCCCCAGGAGGUCCUUGCCGCGGUGUUCGUCGCUCGGCCCGCCGCGUCGGCGCCGUGCCCGACGACGUCGCAGCCAGCAAGCAAGAAGAUCCGCGUGCACGUCGUGGGAUGACGGACGCAGGAGAGCUUCCUGCUUGAUCGCAGCUGCAUUCUUCGAGUACUAUACUACUAUAGGUGUAUGCAGAUGCAUUGAGGUCGUCCAUGGCGCCCUGGCUAGCCGCCCAUGCAUGCAGUUCUUGGCUCGCCAGGAGAGAGAGAGAGAGAGAGAGAGAGAGAGAGAGAGAGAGAGAGAGAGAGAGAGAGAGAGAGAGAG